Melanaphis sacchari is the source of this 2870-nucleotide messenger RNA. Its product is annotated as transmembrane and TPR repeat-containing protein 1-like. The transcript has 15 exons. Gene Ontology annotation, molecular function: protein binding; mannosyltransferase activity. The coding region runs from base 437 to 2695 and encodes 752 amino acids. Lineage: Eukaryota; Metazoa; Arthropoda; Insecta; Hemiptera; Aphididae. The record is from RefSeq and is a predicted model, not a curated record. Gene Ontology annotation, biological process: protein O-linked glycosylation via mannose.
UCUGGCAGUUUGGCGUGCCGACGCGUCAGUACUCGUUGGUAAACCGUACUCGCUGUUACUCGGUAGUCGGUGUCGCAAUGCGGUGCGCAUCGGUACGAUCGUCGUCGUCCGCGCGUGGUGCGUCGUCCAACGUCGGGCGGCCCGGUAACGCGAUUCUAUGGCAAUAAUGACAACAGUAUUAUGGUCACGUUGAAAUAAAAUUAAACAAAAAAAAAAAAAAACAAAUAAUUAACUAAAGGAAUCUCGCGAAAGGUCGAUUUUGUUAUUCGAACGGGGUUUUUAUUAUUCGUCGUUAAGCGAUAACAUUACCUACGUCGAGUUCUGUCGAUUGAAAUAUUUUUAGAACAAUAUAUUACUUUUAUCGUUGAUUCGUUGUUCACCGCUCGCGCGGCCGCAUGGUUGUUGUGAUGGUGGUACAGGUGGUAGUCGUCGUACGAUGAGGGGGUCACCGCAUUAUCAUAAUCACAACAACAACAACAACAACAACAACUACAACAACAACUCGCAACAUUAUCAGCAGUACCACCAAUACCAUCACGGUUGCGGCGGCAAUGGCAGUGGCGUCGGCAGGCGCGCACGACCCAAACACGGGUGGCCCGAAGUCGCCGUCGCCGUUUACGUGGCCGUCGCUGCGGCCGUGACCGUGUGCUAUUGGAACGGCCUGCGUGGCGAUUUCGUGCACGAUGACAUACCGGCCGUGGCCAUGAACGCCGACGUGCUGGGCACCGGCCCGCUGGCCCUCGUGGCCACCAACGACUUCUGGGGUACCCCGCUGUCGGACCCCAACAGCCACAAAUCGUACCGGCCGCUGACUACGCUGACUUUCAGAUUGAACCAUUAUAUAUUUGGACUUCAACCUGUGUGGUUUCACGUUGUCAAUGUUAUCCUUCAUGGCAUUUGUAGUGUUUUAUUUGCUCGUCUGUGCAUUUCAGUUGCUGGAUUAGAACAUAAAUAUGGACUUUUGGCUGGAAUUGUUUUUGCUGUCCAUCCGAUCCAUACGGAAGCAGUUACGGGAAUCGUUGGAAGAGCAGAUGUUUUGGCGUGUCUAUUUUUUUUAUUAUCAUUUUUAACGUAUCACGACACUCGAUGGAAACGUAAAGAACGGGUGUUACUUAGCUGUACAUUUGGAGCAUUAUCAAUGUUGGCAAAGGAAACCGGACUAAUGGUCCUUUUGGUAAAUCUGGCUUAUGACAUAUACUCUUCAUGGGGCCAUAUUAAAAAGUCAUUGGUAGAACACAAGCAAACUGAAGAAUAUAAUUCAUUCACAAGAAGAGCUCCAAAAACUAUAGCAGCAAUAGUUGCACUGUUAACGUUUCGACUAUAUAUGCUACAAGGCAGUUUACCGAAAUUUACUGAGCCGGACAAUCCUGCAGCGUUCCAUGACAGCUCGAGAGUCAGAUUCCUCAGCUAUAGUUAUGUGGCUGCAUUCAACCUGUGGCUGAUGUUGUGUCCGUCGGCAUUGAGUCAUGACUGGCAAAUGAAUUCACUACCGUUGGUCACGUCUCUGAAUGAUAUCAGAAACAUCGGUACUUGUGUAGCUGCAGCAUUUUUAUUGUGCACUACGUGCAAGAUAUUAUCUGACAUGGACACACAGAAACAUAGUCCUCAAGUUUUAUCAGCUCUUUUACUUAUUAUCCCUUACAUUCCUGCUUCUAAUCUUUUAGUGACAGUAGGAUUUGUGGUGGCUGAAAGAAUACUUUACAUACCCAGUAUGGGAUUCAUUUUGUUAUGUGUAUAUGGUCUUCAAACAAUUUUGAAUCACAAAAAAUCAUCAAAUUGGGUGUUAAUUACAAUAAAAUUCUUUGUGGGCUUCACACUCUUGGUAUUUAUAGCAAGAACUGUGCUAAGAAAUAGUGAUUGGAUGUCUAGACCGGCUAUUAUUAAGGCCGGUUUGAAGACUUUGCCACACAAUGCCAAAAUGCACUAUAACUGGGCGAAUUACCAAAGGGAUGUAGGGGACACGAAAACAGCUGUAAAUCACUACAGAGAGGCGUUAAGGUUAUGGCCGUCUUAUGCGAGUGCACACAACAACUUAGGCACGCUGAUGGAAAGGUCUAGGGAUGCUGAACAUCAUUUUUUGGCCGCAAUCCGGUACUCGCCAGGGCACGUCAACGCUCAUUACAAUUUGGGUCAAGUUUAUAGGUUGAUGAAUCGGACCAAAGAUGCAGUGACUAUGUUGGAACGAUGUCUUAUGUUAAAUAACGGUUACACAGCUGCGUACUUGUUAUUGGCCAAAUUGCAUACCGGAAGCCAAACUGGGCGACUGUUAAAACACGUUGCCGCCUACCAGCCUAAACACCCAGAACAUCAAGCUCGUUAUGCUCGUUGGCUUCGUGAUAACCGUCGUAUGGCUGAGGCUUUAAUUUAUUAUAAAAGAGCCAUGGCUGUGAAUAUGGAACACAGGGAGUCUGUUUUGGGUUUGGCCCGCGUACUUAGAGAUCGAGGACAAAGAUCCAGAGUUUACAGACUUAUAACAUGGUGGCAGUCGACGAGACGCAGACACUCGGUUCCCGGCGGCGGUCGGAUCGUGUUCGCUGGCGAUCUCUACGUCAAGGGAUGGCAGCUGUACAAACAAGGCCAAACCACAGCACCCCUACCUUCGACUGGCGAGCCGCCACGACGACGCAACGCCGAUGGCAAAAUGUCAAUGUGCAACGGUGUACAACUAUCCCACGUGAUGAUUCCGGGAAAGUGACAUUGGAUUAAUGAAAAACACAUAGAAAAAAUAUUAUCUUCAAUUGGUUGAUGGUAAAAAAACAGUCGACCAAGACUGUGGACGAGAAAAGGGCAUACGGAAUAAAAUAAACGUUCAUUAAAUAUUUCUAACAUUUAUAUUUAUAUAUUAUCCUAUAAUAUUAUAUAAAUAAAAC